Schistosoma turkestanicum is the source of this 995-nucleotide messenger RNA. Lineage: Eukaryota; Metazoa; Platyhelminthes; Trematoda; Strigeidida; Schistosomatidae. The record is from the annotation of a GenBank genome assembly.
AUGGUCUUAAAAUGUAGGAUAUACAAGAUAUCUACAAAAUUUCACUGUUAUUGGUCAAACAACUUCCCUCGUUAUGAUAGUUUUCUAAGCUGUGUGAAAAAAUGUAAUAACUUAUUCUUCAUAUCUUUAAGCACAUCUACAAAAUACUCUUCAAGCAACCAAAAGCAUUGGGACAAACUUGGUGUGAGCCCUGAUCAAAAACCAGGAUGUUCAAGUGCUUAUCAAGAAGUUGGAACAGGAAUGAGAACUGUAAUACAUGUGCCUAAUCAUCGGAUUGCAGCUAAAACCAGUGGAGGUUCUGCAGAGGCGUAUAUGCAACCAAAGCCAAUCAAUAUACGAUAUAAUCCACGUAUGUAUGGUGGUGGCUUGCUUCCAAGAUUGACUGAAACUGAUCAACAAGUUGUUCUACCUGAACAUAAACCGCGAGAUUUUUGGUCCCCACAUCGAGCGUAUUUUGGUCAAAAUGACUAUAUUGAUAUUCUAGGUGAUGGAAAAAUAAACCCACGUGAUUUUUAUACUGGACCUCCAUGGGCAUUAGGUGUACGAAAUGAAUAUCAACGUGUAUGCUCACGACUUAACAAUCCAGCUAUUGUUGCAUGGAUGGAAGAGUUCGAACCUUCUAAAUUAACAGCAGAGUAUAAAUUACAGAGAUACUUGUUCAAGAAAGUGAACAAACGUAAAAAUAUCAAAUUUCAACGUUAUCGUGAUUCACCUUAAAUUGUUUUCAUCAACAAUUCAAUAAUGUUUUUUUAUUUCUCUUUUGUAUAUGUGUAUGUAUGCAUUUGAGUGAAUCAAUAAAAAAUCACUUUAUACUUGUUUAAAUAGAAUAUCAAUACAAUUUAGUUAUGGAUUCCUUAUACAAUAAAGCCCAUAGUAAUGGUUAUUCAAGUAAUAAACCUCGAAAAGCUCAUUUCUAUAGACUACCUCACAAUAGAUGUGAUUCUCUUUAAUAUGUUUUCACUUACCAGUGGUGAUUGUUAAAAUGUCUGUUAAAG